UCUCUCCCUCCUGUCUGCUGCAUACCUCUCUCCUGCACCGUUCAUGCCAUCCUGAUCCUGAGAGAGAGCAGAGGAAGCAGCUAAACCACGCGGCUUUGUUUCCAUUUGCAGCUCCUGUGUUUUCUGACUGCCUCCUCAAUGAAUCAGCACCAGAAAACCCUGCAAAUUCAUCAAACGCCUAUCUUCAUUUAAACCCCUGAAACAAGUAAUUAUAUAAAUUCAAGCUGGGAGGAAACCUGAAAGAAAGAGAAAGAUUUCCUGAGAUGAUAUUCAACUUCUGGAUAAUUCAGCUAAAGACUGACCCUGAAAACAAAGGGCACGAGCUGAAGUAACUACUGAAAAUCCGUAAAUGGCCUAAACCCGUGAGUGUGCUUAAUCCAGCAGUCAAAGAUGAGCAUUCCAGCUAAUUUCCGUGGACUGAGGGUCAGUGUUGAAAGAGGAGAGAAGAUUGGAAAUAAGACCAGUUUCUCCCCAUCUGGAGACGAUAAUGCCAAUCAAAUAACUUCAGUCGCUGAUGAAGAAGGAGGUCACCCGAUUGAGGUCACAGGGUACACCACGGGCUCUAUUCCCCCAUUGGUGCGUCAGAGUGAAUCGCCCGACAAAAUUGUAAUAUGGGGCUCUGAGCAGCAAUGUGUGCAGCCUGAGCUCAGAGAGUUUGAGAUCCACACAUUCUUAGGGAAUCAAAGCCAGGAGGAGACUAAUGAGGAUGAAGAUGAUGGCGAGAGCAUGAGAGAUGGGAAGGAUGAGGGUCCCAUGUCUAUAUCCUCAAGUUCGACAGCCAGUUCUGCUUCAACUGGUGUAAGGAGAAAUGACAACCACAACAAGGAAGAGAGCAGAAUACAGAGAGGCAAGGAGAAACGCAUUGCCUGUCACAGCGCUGAAGAGCUCGACGCAUAUGUGACAGACUCAGUAGAGAAAAGAGACACCAGAACAGGAAGGGAUAGACGGACGGGGGGUCUGAAGGAGUCCAAGUCUGAGACAAAUGUGUUUGUCUCCAGUCUGUCAGCUGUUGCUCUUGGUGGAAGUUUGUCUAGUGCUCUGGAUUCCAACUGUGAAGCAUCACUUAUCUCCCUACCCAGCCCAAAGACCAACCCUUUUCCGAACGCCAACAGUACUACCUCAGCCCAGUCCAGCAGAAGGGCAGCCUCCUUAGAUGCCAAUCAGAACUCCCCACCAUUCUGUCCUGAACAGAGAUAUGACUGUCCAAAAUAUUAUAGCCAGGAGCAGGAAAGGAGUCAUCACAGAAACGGAAUGAGCUCUGACGGAGGCCUCGGCCAAAGGAGAAGGGCUGGAUUUGAGGAGAGAGUGAUGCCGCCUCGACGCCAGCAGCUCGUCAGACCCCUCUGCCAGACUGAGAUGAUAAGAGAAAGGAACUUCCCAGACUCCAAAAGUCAGCAAACUGGGACAGUGCUAAACUCCUCCAACAAUGUAUCUCCAGAGUCACACAGCAGUAGAUCAAACAGGAAGUUCACCAAAUCUGCUUUAAAGGAACCGUCAGACUUGUCCCACCUUUACAACAUAAGUGGCAUCUCCCAGCUGAGGCAGCCCCACCAGGUAUCCCAGAGGGAGGUUCCACCCGUGGAAAAACAGCCAACUACAACUGCACAACAUAUAUCUGGUCUCUCUAACCCACCCGCGCUGGACAAGAAACCCCAGGCUCAGCUGACUUAUCGAAGGAAUUGCUCCAGUCCUAACAGGACCGGAAUUGAAUCCAGGUCAUCUACCCCUCCUCACUCCCCUCUCAGGACACCACAGGGCUCACCACGCAGGCAGCCCUCUUUGUACCUCAUUUCCAGGAAUGUCCCUGGAGCUUCUAGGCACAUCCCAUCAGGAAGCAACCCAGCUGUACCAACGUCAGCUCAGGGCCAUGGCAACAGUUGCUUGAGAGCUCCGGUGAAAACUAAUAUAAGCACAAGCGGAAUCCCAAAAGCGCCUCUUAACAUCCAGCACAGCUCCUCUAACUCUAACCCCAAAGAGAACUCCCCUUCGCCCAAACUGAAACCUAAAGGAGUCCGUCCCAAAAUCAUAACCUCUGUUCGAAAGACUCCCCAGUUUAAGCUCCAGGCCGCGGACGGACCUUAUCAGGUCUCGUCUCUGCCAUCCAGGCUCUCAACGUACACCCACAGCCAACCAGCGGCCUUUAAAGAUCCAUCUAAAGACUGCUGCAAGCCCGACGCAGAAACCCGAGGAUCCCCAGUACUUAGUGCCUCUAACCCACUUUAUGAGAAAUACCGCCAAGAGAUGCAGGUGAACAGUUUCCCACCAGGGAUGCAGAAUAGGAGCAUAAGGGCUCCUGGACACACAAACACAGUCCCCCCAGCACAUACACACAGCCACAAUGUAUCCCCGAAACUAAGCGGCAGGUCGGACAACUACUAUGGGACAUCCUCUGAGGUGGGGCGGUCCAGCAGUUUAAAAGGCAUCUCCUCUGAAGAUGCAUUGCAGGGCAGGACAGCUACGCAGACUGGGGGAAGUGGCAGUCUCAUUCGUUCUGGCAGAGGCCUCCGUUUGGGUCUGGGAGCUGUCAGGACAACCGCAGUUCCAGUCAAGGCCCGGGGACCCAGUCAAGGACAGAGGUCGGCAUCUGUCUUCAGCCAGCCGAUUCAAACGGUCAGCCCAGCGAUCAGCUACAAAAGCCAAGACAACACAGAUGACCAGGUUCUCAGCCACCAGGCUCCUGCUGCUGCUGCUGCUCCUGCUGCUUCUCCAACAGUCUCCCAGCCCCAGUCCACAGCCUCCAGAGCGCCGUUUCCCAAAGUCAGUCAGUCGGGGCUGCGUCCUCCAGGUUUCUCCUCCAACCGUCUCCCAGCAGGCCGCCUGGCAGCCUUUGGUUUUGUCAGGAGCUCCAGCGUCUCCUCGGCCUCCUCGGCUCACUCUGCUGACAGUGUGCAGAGUGAUCCCUGCAGGACAGCUCACCGUCUGAGUGUGAGCGAGGAGCCCCCGCUCCACAGAGUGACAACGAGCCCUCCGUCGACAGAUCCACAGCGGGGGCCGCCGUGUCGCAGCAGCAGCCUCCAACCUCCCUCCACCCCGGCGUUGCCACGCCGCUACCUGCCACCCCAGCCAAGAAGCUCCCCUGGAGCUGGCAGAAAGGAGUUCCAGCGGAGUUCAGAGGUCACACGUUCCCUUCCUUCUUCCCCAAAGAGGCUGGCAGUGGUUCCCCCGAAGCUCCAGUCCCCAGUCCAGCCAGGGCAGCGGCCUGCAGUAACAGUGAGGGGCUCCACUCCCGCAGGGUCACCUCGGCGUGUGGCCCCGCUGAGACCGCCGCAGGAGCACCAGGAGAACCUGCAGAGAGAGAAAGAAGAGGCUCAGCAAAAGGAGCAAGAAAGGCAAGCGGAUGAGAAGGAAAAGAUGGAGCAAAUGGAGGAGGUUCAAAGGCUGCAGAGGCACUGCGAGCAUCAGGAGAAGCAGCUGAAGGCUCUGAGAGAUGAGCUGAGGAGAGCUUCUCUAGGUCUGGAUGCCUUCAUCGUCACCGCUCAGCAUUAUUGCCUCAAGAAUGAAGCUGCCGAGAAUGGUCGAAGUAAAUUAUCGCUGGAGUUGCAGAAGGCUAGAAAGGAAAUGACCUCCCACUCGAUGCGCUGGGAGAGACUCCAGCAGGACAAAACAGCGAUGGAGGCGGCGUUUGAGCGCGAGCUGCAGGAGCUCCAGAUGCAGCAGGAGGCCGAGCUGGCUGCGGUGGAAGAAGGCCUCAGGAAGUGUCACGCUGCGGAGGUGGAGCACCUAAAGGUGGAGCAUCGGUUGGAGAUGGAGGAGCUGACGACUCAGCAGCAGGAGCAGAUGGAGGAGGUGACAGUUAACCACCAGGCAGCCAUGCAGGAGCUCAGAGACAUGCAUAAUAUCACCAUGGCAACACUGCACGAGGAGCAUGCCCGUACAAUGAGAGACUUGAGAAAAGCUCAUGAUCAACAGCGACUCCUUCUGGAGGAGGAUUUUGAGAAACUCAGGCUGUCUUUACAGGAUCAAGUAGAUACUCUGACAUUUCAAAACCAGAGUCUAAAGGAGAAGGCCAAACGCUUCGAGGAGGCUUUGAGGAGGAGUACAGAUGAACAAAUCAUUGAUGCUUUAGCUCCAUACCAGCACAUUGAGAAAGACCUGAAGAGUCUGAAAGAGGUUGUUGAAAUGAAAAACCAGCAGAUUCACCAGCAGGAGAAGAAGAUCUCUGACCUGGAGAAAGUGCAGGCUCAAAAGAAUGUGUUCCUCGAAGAGAAGAUCCAAGUUCUACAGCAGCAGAAUGAAGAUAUGAGGGCUCGUAUUCAGAUGAACCUCACUAUGUCUAGGCAACUGUCGGAGGAGAACGCCAACCUGCAGGAGUCCGUGGAGAAGGAGAGCACCGAGAAGAAGCGCCUGAGCCGCAACAACGAGGAGCUGCUGUGGCUUCUCCAGACCAGCCCCCUCAUGUCCCCGGCCUCAUCGCCUCUCCACCGCUCCUCCUUCUCCACCUCCCCCGUUCCCUCCUCCCCGCUCUUCUCCUCCUCGCCCUUGGCGGGGUGCGACUCGCCAACCCACUGUCACGGCUGUCCCAGGCAAGCUCAGUACUGCUCCCCGUCGCACAGAGCUGCUGCCAAUCAAAACCUCUCUCCCGGUCCGGCCACGCCCACUCACAGGGCCGCUGUCAAUCACAACUACUCCUCCGGCCCGAACACGCCCACUCACAGGGGGUCGGCAGGUCGCUGUAACUCAAACGCCUCUUUACAGAAUUAAAAAGCAGUUGGUAAAUCUCACACAUUCCCGUUUUGUUCUUCAGUACUCCAACUCUUUCCUUCGCCGUGUGUGGUGGUACGUAAAAGUAACCAGAACCAGUUACCAGAAUACUGUACAGACACUGUGAACCCCCCCAACUGGUGGUGCUCGUGAUACACAGAUGCUAUAAGAUGGGGGGGGGGGGGAAAGUGUCUCUUCUUGUCAGAGAUCCAUGUUUAUCUUGUGUUUAAUUGUAUUCUGUAAAUACUGUUAAAUAUUUAGAACAGGUAUUGUUGAUAGUUAAACCUCCCCCUGCAUGUGUUCUGCGUAGCACGACUGUAGAGAUGGAAAUAGCACAUUCCAGUCACGAGAAGAUGAUGUGGUGAACACACACACACACAUAUGUUAGUAUAUACAUCAUUGUGAGGACAUUGCAUCGCCUAACCCUAAACCUAAGGUCAUGGGUAAGAUGCCCAACCCUAAACAUAACCUAAACUCAAUUCACACCUUAGCCCUAAACCUAAGCAGUAGCCCAAUUUGCAUUGUGAGGAUCUUGCAAAAUGUCCUCACAAUGCCGAUUGUCCUGACAACGUUGGUCUGCUGUCAAGCUUUGGUCCUCAUAAAGAUAGCUAUAUAAGCUCACACACCCUCAGUUAAAUAAGCUGUUCUCCGUCAGAAUAGGAUGUAUUCUGUCACUCGAAUUCCUGUUCUCAGUUCUAUCUCUCCGUCUGGACUAAACAAAGCGCCUUAAACUUGGUCCUACCACCUCACCAGCAGAAAGCGACCAAUGUUUCAUUUCUAAGGGACUUCGGAUCCAAAAUUGGUUUGUAAAUGGAAGCAAAUUGCCUCCUCGAGUUCUAUUUGAGUUUUUCUAAUCAGCUCAGCACUGAUAGUUUAGCAUCCCGGGAGCCAUGUUACCUGCAAAAUACAAAGAACUUUGUAAACAUUUUUUUUACAACCUUGCCAGGUCUUCCUUCACAUGAUGAGCUCCUCUUUACUUCAGUUCCCUCAGGUCAGCGCGCAAAAUCUGUGUUUGCUGUUUUCUACGUACCUCAGUGGAAUGUGCAGCCUGUUGUGUCUCGACAAAAAAGCGACAAAAAACACAACGUGACAGAUGACAGAGAGCUCAGCGCAAAGGGAAACCUAGCAGAGGAUUCACCGUUUUAAUUGUUGUCUGUUUCUUUAUAGGAGGAUGUUUAUAUCUGAUUUAUUUAUUACAUGUAAUUUGCUAAUUAAGCAGGCAUGUACUGUGAAAGUCUUCCAGUUUUAUUGUAAAAAGAAACUAUUGCUGUGAUCUGUUUAUUGAUGCUGAAAUGUUUAGAAAAUAGCCGUGUUUGUAUGUUUAAAGAUGUUUCUCAUGGGACAGAAGUGGAAUACAGUAUAUGACAUAGGACCCCCGAGAUAGCAGACGAUCUGGAGAUCCUGAGCACAGUACAGUGGUUUGAAUGUGCAAAAGUAUUCACCCCCUGGGAACUUCACAUUUUCUAACAUCAGAAUCCCAAACUUCCUUGUUUUUAUUGAGAUUAUAUUUAAUAGACCAACACGAAGAAGCCAGAUUUAAUCGGAUACCUCUUAAUAAAAAUCCCGUACAAGUAAUUAGUUACCUCAUCAAUACAAUUGCAUGGCAACUCAAGCUCGGUCAUAAAGGAUGACUGGAUAGCAACUGUGAACAACAAUUUUCCAGUCUUACCACAGACUCUGAAAUAAAGUCUGGACUUUGACUGGACCAUUCUAGAAUAUGAUUAUAUAUGUGAAUUUGGCAUAGACGACAUACAUUUUUAAAGUCAUUGUCCUGCUAGAAGGUCAACAUCGACUCCAUGAAAAAAGCAUAUUACAGCCUUUUUUGCAGGUUUCUUCCAGGAAUACAAUUCAUUUUGCUCAAUUAAUCGUUCUACUCUCCGGCUGCUCUCUGCCCAUCAGUUCAGCUAAACAUCCAGCUUCUUAGUAGGUUUGCAGCUGCGUCAUAAUCCUUCUAUUUCAAGAUGAUGAACAAAGCAGUGCAUGAAAAGUGUGCCAAGCCUUUUAAAUUUGUUGAAGUGGAAAAAUAUGUAUCCGACUCAUUCCAGUUCACAAUUAUGCGCUACUUUGUGUUUUUUUUAUCACAUAAAAUCCCAACACAUUACACUGAAGUUUGUAGCUAUUCUGCGACAAAGAGUUCAAGGGGCAUGAAUACUUUUGUUUGUUUUUUUAAAGGAACUGUACAUACCCUUUCACCUAAAAAAUUAGCAAGCCUUGGAACAUGAAUGCAUGGUGUUUCAUUUCGUGAACUAAGCAGAGGACAUGUUCAGAGCUAACUGGACACAAGUUAUCGGAUUUGCCUAUGGAUGCAGAAAAUUCUGCAGACAGCAGAUGAUGCUCAGAGGACUCCCUUAUGUAAUAGUUCUCUAAAUUAUGUAGGUAAAGCAGAAAACCCUGUUUACCUUUUGUGAUGUUCUUAAUUAGUGUAAACCUUGUCAAACCUGUAUUUAUAGUACCUGUUCAUAAUCUUUUUCGUAAUACACUUUUAUUUUUAAUCGGUAUAUUCAUGUAUACUUCUGCAUACUGAAUUUUCGGCAUACUAGAAUAUAUUAUUCAGGGGAUAUCUAAGUUACAAUUCAGUAGAUUUUCUUUUACUUUUCUUUUGUACAACUGGCCAAAAGAGCACAUAGUUUAGAACUAUUUCAAAAGAUUUCCCCAAAUUAUUUUACAAUUCUGAGAAAAACACCACACCAGCCAACUAUUUAUAUUAAAAAAAAAAAAAAACUUACAAUGGCAAAAAAAUAUCCUAUUUCAAAUUGUUUGUCAAAUCCCGCUGUGUAAAAUUCUAGCAAAAUUACCCUUCAGGGUCAUGAUCUUUUGCCUGGCUUUAAACAAGACAUUGUGAAAAGCUGCGGUCUUUUGUCCACAAAGCUAACACAGUCUAAACUUUACAUGAGGUUGACCACUGUAAAUAGAUAGUCAGCAGUGAUAUUACUGAGGGCAGCAUGCAUUUGGGUUAGUAGCUAAUAUAGUUGUAUUUAUUGGGAAACAGACAUUUGAAUUGGAGUGGGCGUGGGAGGGAAUUAUGUGGUUUCAUUGUGAAGAUCUGGCGCUGGUUACUGCUAAAUUCUCUUGAUGACUUGUUCUGCUAAGAAAUGCAAAGAAAAUGCAGAAAAAAUAUUUACCAGCACACUUGAUUUGAAUGUUUCCAGCUCAGCAGGCGAGCUGCAUGUACCGCUGAUGUACCAGACUUUCAGUCACAACAAUGCUCUUGACGUUUUUUUGGCAGUCCUGGUAAAGAUGUGUGCAAAAGCCUUGAAAUGAAUAGUUGUGAUUCGGAGAUGGUGACCAUUUAUAAGCUGCUUUUUCACUGCAGUUUUUUUAACAGAAAGCUUUGGACAUUAGCUCUUAAGAGAGGUAAAGCUAUACCGUGCUCGAAUGCACGUUCUCUCACCUUUCUUAUGUUGAACAGUUGAUUGCAGAAAUGGGUCCCUGUGUGAUGGAUUACAAUAAAAGUUAAUCUAGAGUGGUAAACUGUGUAAGAUUUGACCCAUAUAUUAGCUUAAUUUGAGGUAGCUAUAUUAAAUGAUUUUUCAGGUCAAUAUACAGUACUUGGUGCAUAUCAAUGCCCUUCUCAAAAACUCGCCUACAUAACUGGAGAAAGUCGGUUCUGUCGCAGAAUGGGUCACAUGACCCAUUCUAGGUUAUGGCAGUCUGAGUAACAACAAAGGAAGACAUAUAGGAUACUUACCUGACCAGACAAAAUUUUGGUUAUCUGAUAUACGAUUUAAUCUAGAGGGGUGAAUGUGGCAUUGUCUUUGCAAGUUACUCCAUGACUUCUCAGUCUGCUGGUCCAAAGUGGUCUGCUAUCAGGUCCCAAAACACGGAGGGAGACUGUUUAAUUUUCCGACAAUGCAGUGUGCCCAGUGGCCUCUGGGGCACUAAACCAGGAAGUAACAGGUAUAGCGCCCCUGGUGGCUAAAAGUUACACAAUGCUGCUUUAAACUUCAAAUAAAUAAAUAAAAAAUGCUUGAGUUGUAUUUCUUUUAUAGUAACUGUUAGAAGUAGUACUACUUGUGGCUCUAGUAUUCUUUUAAACAAUCAUUUUGAAAUAUAGUAAGAUUAUAUGGUUUCACCUACUUUUAAUUUUAAAUCAAAGGUCUGAUUGCUGCGGCAAUAAAACUAUUCAUUGCCGCAGCAAUAAAUUUAGUUAAGAUUAAUUUAUGUAUUCUAGUGCUUUUUUACACAUGUUUACCGGGGGUCAAAAUAGAAGUCAAGUGCGACGUUGGUCUUUAACUCCUUUACCAGCACUUUUUGAUGGUCUUGAAAGAAACUCUUUUCAUUAAACGUCAACAUUUUUGUACGACUUGGACACAGGGUUGAAUGCUCCUGACAGAGGAUUGUCAAAUGCAGCGUAAGAGAGAUAACUACAAUUGUUUUAUCACAUCUUUUGUUUUUUUUCUACACUGGUGAUUUUAAGAAUGUCUGCUCAAUUGUAAAAAAAAGAAGAAAAAAAGAAAAAAAUAAAGUCCAGUCAGAUACUCACUGUGUUUUCAGAUUGUUCGGGAUUAUUCCUCACUCAUGUCACUGAAAGAUUCCUCCUAAAAGCUUCACCUCAGGUGCAAAAACUACAGUCUACAAGGAUGCAACAUAGCUAUUGUUUACAAAUGGCAGCAAACAGUCCUGGAUUUCAAUAUAAGUCUUUUGAAUGGACUACAGUUUCUAAACCGUAAACCUGGUAUUGUAAUGACCCUGCAAUGUGUCCCUUGGACAUUUGUUUCUCACUUUGCUCUGAAUGUAAAAAACAAAAAAAAAAGAAAAAAUAAUUAAUUAUUGCAUUUUUAUAAAACUCUUUCAUGCCAUUUUGUUUACUAAAGAAGGACCUCUUUGUGAUCAUUUUGUAGCAGCCAUUGAAUAUGUAGCAUUUGGUCGAACCUACCCACAGAACAACGUGAAUAAUUUAAUAUAUUUGACAAGGUUUUUGAACACUCAUGUUGAUUUUUGAAUGCUACGGUAGCAAAUGUGGCUUGUCUACCAUCAGUUCAAUAAUUGAAAUUUGUAGAGGAUUAUCUUUAAAACCUAUAGCUCAGAUGGAUUUUGAUCCCGAGACUUGAUUUUUGGUGCUGAUUGUAUGUUUGAAUGUAAAUACAUUUAUAACUCGAGUUGUGUGUCUUUGUGCACCGACAGAAACAGAAGCAUGUUUUCUCGGCCUUUGCUGUCCUCGUUCUCCUGUCCUCUUUUUUGACCUCUCCGCAUUGUUCAUGGUUAAGCUAUAACUAAUGUGGGGAGACGUAGAAAAGGAGGGAUAAAAGCGUUCAUCAGUGUAAUGUGAACACGGUAUGUUGAUGCUUUUAUUUGUCAUUUCUGGGGAGAGGACAGUAUUAAAGUGUUUAAGAAAAAUA
Molecule: messenger RNA, 10040 nt
Organism: Fundulus heteroclitus (mummichog)
Lineage: Eukaryota; Metazoa; Chordata; Actinopteri; Cyprinodontiformes; Fundulidae
Gene: mtus2a
Product: microtubule associated tumor suppressor candidate 2a
Exons: 16
Coding region: 391-4701 (1436 amino acids)
Cellular component (GO): nucleus; cytoplasm
Molecular function (GO): microtubule binding
Source: RefSeq, a predicted model, not a curated record